Molecule: messenger RNA, 741 nt
Organism: Naegleria fowleri
Lineage: Eukaryota; Heterolobosea; Eutetramitea; Acrasida; Naegleriidae
Exons: 2
Coding region: 1-741 (246 amino acids)
Biological process (GO): vacuolar proton-transporting V-type ATPase complex assembly
Cellular component (GO): endoplasmic reticulum membrane
Source: RefSeq, a predicted model, not a curated record
AUGAUUUCAUCGUCGAAACCAAACAACAACAGUAAGCCUCAAAAAUCCAUCUCCGAGAUGGAUGACGAUGAGUUACUUAAAUAUGGAGAGCAAAUAGAAUUAACUGAAGAGGAUUUAAAAGAACUCGGAUCCGAUAUUGAAGACGACGAAGAAUUAAAACCAUAUAUUAAAAUUAAGAGAGAGCAAAAAAGAAUGAAUCAUGCUUCAACCACUCUUGGAGAAAAUGCACAGGACACCACCACAACUCAAACACAUGACAACUCGGGGAAUAGGACAACAUCGUCAUCCAAUACCGAAAAGGUUCUACCUCCUAAUCCAUCAUUCAUUCCGACAUUAUUCCAUCCAAUGAACGCCACUACAAGAAACAAAUUCUUUCUUGCUACCAUUGCAAUGUUUACAUUACCAUUAAUUGCUUUUUAUUAUUCAUAUCAUUAUUUAUUGAAUGGCGUAAUUGUUGAGUAUUCAGCACAUAAUCGAUUAAUUUAUGGAGCAGCUGUUGCUGUUGUCAUUGUUCAAAUUGUGAUUGGUGUAUUCAUGUAUUCGUCACUCAGUGAACCAGAAGUUGAAACUGAAGAAGAGAAAAAGAGGAGAGAAAACGAACUUAAAUUGGUCCGGAAUGUGCUGUUAUCAAAAGGUGACCUUACAGAAUUUAGCACAAAGGCUAUUCUUGAAAGAAUGAAAAAGAAGAAAGAGGCUGCAACAGCACCGCAAGAAAGCUCAGAAAAACUGAAAACCGAAUAG